AUGGAUACUAAAGGAGAGCUCCGCGCAGGCAAGGAUGCGAAAAAAUCAACCCUCUCCUUCCAAGCUUAUGGAUAUGGCUUGGGAAGUCCUCUCUCCACAGGAGCAGCCGACAAAACAAUCAAAUGUUCAACCCAUUUGAUCAAGACCAACCAAUUACAGGGCUAUGGGGACAAAUGGAAAUCCGAUCCUCAGCCAAAUCUACCAGAACCUCUGCGAUCUGAAACCGGUCCCAAGAUGCGUGGGCUUGUUGAACUCCGACAUGAUAUGGUAUUUUAUCAUCGUUUGUCUUACUGGAUAAAUAAGGCAUUCUUGCCAGAAGCAUCAUUAAUUGCUGAGCGAGCAGUGAAGUAUAUGGAGAGGAAAGGUUCGACUGCUGUUAAAGAAGCAACAGACCUGGAGGCAAAUGUGAUUAUAGCUGCCCGCACAGUUUCCGUCAAUGCGCUCCCCAACACCCAUCAAGACAGAAACAAUGCAUUUUUGAUGGACAGUGCUUUUUUCUUUGGAAAUCAUAUUGGUGGAGAGUUUCUUCUUCCUUCCUUAGGCCUAGCAUAUCCCGGUUCACAAGGCCAUUCCUUUCAUGGACCAUUCCGUAUUCUCUUCCAUGGGGUAGCGCAAUUUUAUUUUUCUGAAGAGACCAGCAAUCCCAGGCGGUAUUCUGUUGCGAUGUGGAGUCGGGCUUCAUCCUUUUCAGCAAUUGCUCAAUAUUCUGCGCAUAAGGAAGGCAAUAAGAAGUUUAGCACGACCAAUUUUGGCUACCAGUUUAUCCAGAGUACAACUCCACACAGGUUUCAGGUCUUCUUAAGGCUCAGGUGA
Puccinia triticina is the source of this 813-nucleotide messenger RNA. RefSeq lists its product as uncharacterized. Bases 1 to 813 code for a protein of 270 amino acids. The record is from RefSeq and is a predicted model, not a curated record. The transcript is spliced from 4 exons. NCBI's taxonomy places the organism in Eukaryota, Fungi, Basidiomycota, Pucciniomycetes, Pucciniales, Pucciniaceae.